This is a messenger RNA of Microbotryum saponariae, 792 nucleotides long. NCBI's taxonomy places the organism in Eukaryota, Fungi, Basidiomycota, Microbotryomycetes, Microbotryales, Microbotryaceae. The record is from the annotation of a GenBank genome assembly.
AUGAAGUCACUCGUCCUUCUCAUGGCGAUCUUUGCUGCAUCGCUGCACGUCGUCAUGGCUGCUGCUGUCCAGCUACCAGACACCAAUGUCGGUACGAUAAGCCGUCGAGCCAGUAAGUUUGGGUUUGCAAUGGUGAUCCACCCCGGAGUUGUGGAGCUUUGUCCUUAGUGCCGCCAGAUCGAGUAAAUGGUCCAUAGCUAUUUGCUGCCCAUUGGCUGAUCGAACCUCCUUCUUGUUUUCGAUGAUUCGGAACUGUACUAAUUUGUGAUGUUCCCGACCUGCCAGUGAACGCCACGACCGACUGCGCGCGAAGUAAAGCUCGUGUCGUGUGCUCGAAACCGGCCGAAACCUUGCUCAACAUGGAGUACUGUCAGUCCGAGGAGACCGAACAAAAAACAAAAAAAAACAGGAGCCGUACCAGGAAAGGAUAAAUACUUACCGGCCGAUUGUCAUCGCUUUGUUCGGUCGUCUCAUCCUUAACCAGACCUUUGGCGCCAAUUCGAACUCUCCGAAAAGCUGAUUCAGCAAUACCAAAUCGACCUGCAAAACCCCUGGGUCCUCACUUAUCGCGAACACCAAGAACUUUAUGGCCUUUGGCGACAAGGGUCAAUAGGGGACGUCAACUAUAGUCGACCUUGGUGGUUCUUUAAUGGGGGAAAGGAUUGGGAUCUAUGGAAUAAUUAUAAAGGCAUCUCGUGUGAGGAUGCAAGGAGCAAGUAUUUGGAGGUGUUUGAAAGAGCGGAGGAUAAAGUUUUGGGGGCGAAGUUGAUUAAACAGAUUGAGGCGGCUUGA